AUGGACAUGUAUGUGAUUUUUCGGAUGUCGUGGGUUAAAGAUGACACUUUAGCAACAAAGGAAACCAUCAACCGAGUGAUUAAUCGGUUGAGGGACUUUAAGAGCGAGUUAGCAUCCAAUUUCCGGUCAUCAAUCAUGUCAUCCUUGGAACCUUCUCGUCGAAUUUGGGUGGAGGAUGCAAAGUUGAAAGAGGUUUCCAUCAGGCGGGAGGGAAAGAAAAACAUAAGUGUCUUAUUCAUGGAAAGCAAAAUCGCAAAGAUUCCACCGCUUUCUCACCACUGCCUUUACAAUUCCAUCCACACUCUUCAAUCUCCCUUAAUUAUUACCAUCUUGAAUCACCUUAUCACCAUAAUUAAAAACAAAUGA
This is a messenger RNA of Dovyalis caffra, 366 nucleotides long. Lineage: Eukaryota; Viridiplantae; Streptophyta; Magnoliopsida; Malpighiales; Salicaceae. The record is from the annotation of a GenBank genome assembly.